UUACAUACUGUAUCUGAUUAAAAGAUGUUUAAAAAUCUUACAAAAAGUCAAAUUAAGGAAGUCAGUGAAGUGAAGUUCUGAAGUAAACUUUCGUCAUACUUUUCAUACUGUUAUCAUUUUUAGUUCAUUUGUAAUUAAUAUUUGUGAAGUGAAAUGACGAUGCAGUCUCUAAGUACACAUUGAACGGCGAUGGGAGAUGUCCGAAUGCUGGUCCAGGAAGAGGGACGAGCUGCCAGGAAUCUGGUGGCUUUCCACGUAGAUCUGGCAUCCCCUGCGCCCAGCAAGACAGUGAACCGUAAGCCUCCAUCUUCACCUCGCCUGCUGAAUGAACCAAGAAUGACAAAAAGAUCAUCUGCAGUUGCCAAAACUGGCUCAAGAGUCCGUUCGGCCUCCACUGGCAGGGACAAAAAAUCUGAGCUGCAGGCUCGCUAUUGGGCAUUCCUGUUUGGUAACUUGGAGAGAGCCGUGGAUGAGAUUUACCAAACUUGUGAGUCUGACGAAAGUGUCACUGAAUGCAAGGAAGUUAUUCUGGUAUUGGAGAACUUCACCAGGGAUUUUCACAACCUGAUAGAGUGGUUCAAAUUAAAAUGGGAAUAUGAGAACACAUCACCCCCUCAGCGACCCACUUCAAUGGCUUGGGAGAUCCGUAAAUCUUCACCUGUAAAGGUGAUGUACUUAACCCGAAUGGAAAGGAUAAUGAAUAAAAGUGACAAGCCAAGUCCAGUAAGAAAGCAGUUGAAUUUCUUUUCUGAUGUGAAAUUAUCGAGUGGAGAAGAGCAAACAGGACCUAGGAGAGCUGUGACUCCAGACAGUGAUCAGAUACUGGCCAACAGAUAUGGCUUGAGUUUUGGAGAUAUCAACCUUAAGGAACAUCUCAGUAAUGGGUCCAACGUCAUUGAAGAAUCAUCUGUUCAUUUAGGAGAUCUUCAGGAUACUGAUAUUGUAGAAGGCAACAAAGAAAACUGUCCUGAAACAUCAGUAGAAAACAAACCUGAUGAUGUGGAGAAUAAAGCUGAAAUAAUUUCAAGUGACCAGUCUUCACAGACAGACGCUCUUCCCUUACAGAACACUAAACUUGCACAGAAAACAACUGCACCAUCUGUAACUAAGAAGCCACCUCCAUUUGUCAAGUCCUUAGGAGGUAGUGCAAGUAAGGCUGUUACUUUAACUCCAUUAGCUGUCAAUAAAUCUGUUCCAGGCGUGUCUGUUCGGAAGACAGUCCCUCUCUCCCCCACCAGUAGUGCGCCACCGAGGAGUGUGAUACCUGGCAGGAACGUGGCAGCUGCUGCCUUUGUGCCGGGCAAGAAACCACUGACGAUUUGCCAAACAAAAAAUAAUCCAGUUACAAGCAAAACAGGCUGCAACAGUCUGAGUAAACCCCAGAACAGUGCGAGUACCACUGAGAAAAUAGCAGUUCUUACUCAGGAGAAUAAUGUGGCUGUAGAUACCAAUAGACUCGCGGAACAGAUUACUUUAGAAAAGGUGAAAGAGGAUGAUUCUUGUAAAAGAUCUAGUGAAGGAACUAUAACUGAUAAAAGUAAUGAUUCUGUAAAAGAAGUUCAAAAAUGUAGCAAUAGUAAGGAAAAAGUAGAUUGCACAGCUAAAGAAGAGGUAGAAAAAUCGGUUAAAAAAAACUCAAUAACAAAGGACAUUAUUAAUGAGGAAGAGAGAGAAAAUUCAAAUAAAAUAAUCGAAACAUCUGUCAAAGAACAUUAUAAAGAUGUUACUGAUACAGAAAAGAAAGGGUCAAAAAGCACAUUGAACAAUGUUAUUGAAUUGGUUCAUGUUAACAGUAGCCAACUGAAAUCAUCCAAAAAUAACGAAGAUGAAGGAACAAACAAAGCAUCUAUAGUUAAUAAUGGUAAGCUGUUCACUAGUGAAAGUAAUUUAGAAGACAGCACAAAAAUAGAUACAAUUAAAGAUGUGGUAGAAAAAACGACAGCUGUAGUAAAUGAAAAGGUUUUAAAACCUGAGAAAUGUGAUAAAAAUGUAAUGACAGACAUUCUAUCAGCUCCUUGUUCACAGCCUAGUGUAGUAAAACAGUCGGUUAGUAAAGUUACCAGUUUUGUUAGGAACAAAACUGUGCCGAACUUCGUGAGGAAAUCAAAUGAAACACUGAGCACAUCUGAUUCUGCUGUCGACCCAGUGAAAACUUUGAGAAGUAGUGCAAUAAGUGCAGCCAAAACAUUACCUGUCAGGAAACAGCCACAUGUAUCCGAUAAUGUAAAUGAAAAGCCAGCAUAUGCUGCAGUUUCUAAAAUAUACAGGAGUAAUACUGCCAUAGAAUUGAGACCGUCUAGAUCUGGAUUUAGUAGAAAUGUGAGUUCAGCACCUAAGAGUAUGACAACUGGAAGACAGAUGUCUUCUCUUCAGAAAGGAAGAGUGUCCUUGGUGAAAAAUCAAACACUGGUAAAGAAUUUUAGUGGUGUUUUCAAAAGUGAACAAAAUCUGAAAAAGAAAAACAGUAUUGAUGAAGAUGGCUGGGAGACAGUUAAGGGAAGAAAUAGAUGGCGUCUCUCACAAAGUUCUGGUAACAUCAAGGCCCGCACGAUGACGGCGAGUUCACGUUUCUACUUGCCUAGUCCGGCGACAUCUCUACCGGCUCUGGCUUUAGCCACUGAGGAGACAGAGACUGACCCCAAGCCGGCCAAGCUGCACAAAGAUAAGCAAAACCAAGAAAUAGCUAAGGCUAACAGAACAACUUUGAGGAAUACAAAAGCAGACGUAGUUGUCAAAACUGCUGUGAAGCCAGAUCCUGUGAAGAAGAGCAAAAGCAAAGAAGAAAUUGGGGACAGAAAGUUGAAGACAUUCGUAAACGAUCGUAAGAGAAUAUCCAAUAUUAGACUCAAAAGUUCAACGUUAAAAAGACAACCGGAAGAAACAGAGAAAUCAAAAUCUAGUGAUAACAAAAUAGACAAAUUUAUGGACAUCUUAUCAUCUGAAGAUGAAAGAAUGAAUGAGGAAGAUCUGAGAAAAAGCAUGGAGCUGUACGAAGAGGAAAAAAUGUUGACUAAAGAAAUACAAGACUUGGAAAAGGCAGAAAUUGAGGUAGACACAGAAACAGAUGAUGCUGAGACAGACAGUGAAGCUACAUUGGGCAAUGAAGAGGAAGACACCAACUGCAGGAUCACUGCUCUUAAAGCAUCUUAUGAGAAUGUUUGUGAUCAAUUGUCCUGGGCUGACCAGAUGGACACCCUGGAGAAGCUUGAAGAGCUGAUGGCAAUGGAUACUAGUGCAAAGGGUUUGCCUAUGUCUGAACGCCUAAACACCCUGGAGCAGCUGGAGGAACUAGUAGCCCGACACCCUGGGCGAGCACUGGAACUUCACCAGAAGUUGUCAUCCCCGUCACGUCGGCGCCCGUUGCCUGACACGAUCCAGCGCCACCAUGCGCGUCAGGCCAGUGCCCACCAGAAGCGGGAGCAGCUGCUGCAUGACAAGAGUGCCAAGAUGAGGGAGCUCUUGAAUAAGGUGGAAGAAGUGAAGAUGGCUCAAGCACAAUUACUGGUAGAACGGAAGAAGAGACUAGCGGAUAAAUUGAAGAGAGCAGAGGAAAAUCGUGCAUCACACCUGCGCAGUAUACAACGCAAAGCUCAUGAUGAGGAGGAGAAGCUGCGUGAGAUCGCCUUCAUCAAUGAGCUAGAGGCACAGAACAAACGGCAUGACUUUAUGGCUUUGUGUCAGGAGCAACAAGAGCGACUUCAAGGUAUUCUGGAGGAGCGACAAAGGAGGCAAGAAGAGAAGGCUGCCAAGGAAGCAGCUGUGGAAGAAAGAAGGCGUAUUUUGGAAGCUGAAAGACAGGAAAAACUAGAAAAAAUGCAAGAGAGAAGAAGGAAAAAAGAGGAGCGUAUUGGACGAGAACAACAAGAGAAAGAGAAAGAAAGACAGGAAUUGGCCAGAGAAAAAGCAAGAGAUCGUGAAGAGCGACUACAAGCACUGCAAGCUGCACAACUAGCAACUGUCGAGGAAUUACAGAAGAAGAUACAACAAAAACAAUUUGAUUCUGCACGCAGACAUGAAGAGAACAUAGAACACAUUAGACAGAGGGCGCUUGAGUCAGGAGCUCUGCGUGGGGCAGCAGAUGAUGAGGCCCCCAGACUCACACCUUACGAUACCCACAAACUGUGUCGUGUUUGCAAUGUCUUGAUUGAAUCCGAAGUGUACCUGCUCAGCCACCUGAGAGGCAAGGCACAUCAGGAAGCAGUUAAAGACAGGGAAGAUUCUGAGGAAGUGAUCACAGAUGCUCCACCAGACAAGAUGGAUGCCAAACUGGCUCAGGACAGGGAACGACAGAGAGCACUUCGAAAACGUUGCAAGAAGAUACGCUCUCGCAUGGCUUUACGAGGAGAGGAGUAUCUAGCGAAGCAAAGUACCUUGGGCACCAAGAAGCUGGAGAGCCCUAAUAAAGGGAGGCUGUUUAAGUGUCUGAAGGAUGUGGACAAACUACACAGUAGUCAGGGGGUUGGCCAGUGGCCCAACAAUGCUAUCACCCUACUGGAGCGGAAUCUUGGUGAGAUCAAUCGGAUACUGGAGAAACAGAAUACUCUGGACCAAAAAGUGUUUAGAAAUCUGAAUGGAUUUACUACGCUCUCCAAUAUUCUUAACCUGGCUUUAGACAUUCCAAAGAACAUGAGCCCUUACCUUCCACCAAAAUGUUUUCUGACUACAUGUACUGUGUACAAUCUGGCUUGCACAAACAAUCCAGACAACUCCAGGUUUGUCUUCUUCACCAACAAGAUAGCCCUGGUGCUUGAUCUCCUGCUCAACAGGCUCAAUGCUCUUAUAACUGAUGACUACAAAGCAUCAAAUAAAUCCUCCACUAAUCUGCCUGUGGACCCUGUCGCUGGAGCAUUGAUGAAGCUGUUUGCCCUGAUACUGUCUCACUCUCAGGAAAAUGUCACUGGUGACUUACCAGACAUGGGACCAAGAUUGCAGGAUAUCAUCAGCUACACUGUGAGUGUUGGUGUGGUGGACAAGUUGGCACUAUACUGCAGCAGUGUACGAGACCCAAUAGAUAACAACCCGCAGGCUGCUGCAUUCCUGCUCAGUGCCAUUCUACUGCUCACCACUCUUGCGCAGACCAGGUGUGGACUGGCGAGAGGUGACCCCACCCAGCUGGUGGCUACGCUGAGAGUGACAGAGCUGGUGGGUGGAGUGUCCAUGCUGUACGGGAUGUUGCUGCACCAGGGUGCCCCUGCAAGGGAUGUGGCCUCACCUCUACCACCUCUCCCUCACCACACUAUCACUGUCACCAAGGCUACACUUCAGCUGCUCAGGGCGGUUGCUCAUCUCGACCUUCAAAUGUUCCAGAGUGUACUGGGAGCUGAAGGCAUGUCACUCCAGUUGCGGCACAUCGCCAGCUACCUGCUAUGGUACUGCUGUCAAGCGGAUGAGCGAGAUCUUCUCCAUCAGGUCAUUGAAGUUGUCGGCUACUUCGCUGUCAUGCAUCAUGACAACCAGAUGAUGCUGCAGUCAGGUCACAUGCCAACGGUCCUUCAGCAACUUUGUAACCUUCCCUUUGAGUACUUCAGUGACCCCUCACUCUCCUGUCAGCUGUUCCCUACUUUACUGGCCUGUUGCCAUGGCAACGCUGAGAACAGGGUGAUACUAGAGCAAGAGCUCAGCUACGAGUUGCUUGAAGACUUCAGAAAGUCCGAAGCGGCAAGCACCAAUUCACUUAUCCAGCUUUUGAAGUAAAAAGUGAAAUUAUUUCUAAGUUCUAUUUUGUUUUUGUAUUCAAAUUGGUUAAUCUGUUGUUGCUUUUUCACUGUGUUUAAUAUUGUUAUUUUCUUUUACUUUUUAUUUACUGCAUCGCAACAAUUCCAUUGCAACUUUAACACCAACUGUUGUACUUACUUUUUGGCUGUGAUUUUAAAAAUCCACAAGCUAGCAAUAUUUUUUAAUUUUUCUAGUCUUUUUUUACAACAACUUUAUUUUUGCAAAGCAAUUGUAUAUUUUUAGAUAGAGUGUAUGUUUAAGAUGUAAUUGAUUAUAUUAAUGUAGGUUUAUGGCAGUGAUUAAACAUAAUUGCAAUAAAAAUACUGUUUUGCUGUGACAUGUAAGAAUUGUUCUCAAAUAUAAAACCUUACUAUAUACUAAACUUUUUGGACAAAUAACAAAAAUAUUUUAGUUCUCUUUAGUGUGCAUGAUUGUUGUUGUGAAAACUGAAUAAUAUGUUAGUUUUUAUAAAACAAUUCUGAAACACAAUGUGGACUGUGAAUGUGAUAUAAUAUUUGUAAUUAGAUUCCAUAACACAUUGAAUGUUAUUUAUGUUACUUUCAUUUAGUAUUAAGAUAUUUGUAGUAUUAUUACCAGAUCUAUGAUAACAUAUCAAUAAAAGGUUCUUACAAUGUGGUGCUUUUUAAA
Messenger RNA from Homalodisca vitripennis (glassy-winged sharpshooter), 6363 nucleotides. RefSeq names its product S phase cyclin A-associated protein in the endoplasmic reticulum (gene ssp3). Gene Ontology annotation, molecular function: zinc ion binding; nucleic acid binding. The transcript has 27 exons. The record is from RefSeq and is a predicted model, not a curated record. The coding region runs from base 190 to 5694 and encodes 1834 amino acids. NCBI's taxonomy places the organism in Eukaryota, Metazoa, Arthropoda, Insecta, Hemiptera, Cicadellidae.